This is a messenger RNA of Saccoglossus kowalevskii, 942 nucleotides long. RefSeq lists its product as uncharacterized. Gene Ontology annotation, molecular function: DNA-binding transcription factor activity, RNA polymerase II-specific; DNA binding. NCBI's taxonomy places the organism in Eukaryota, Metazoa, Hemichordata, Enteropneusta, Harrimaniidae. Gene Ontology annotation, biological process: regulation of DNA-templated transcription. The record is from RefSeq and is a predicted model, not a curated record.
AUGGAAUCCAUAGAAGUACCGAGUACAUCUUCAGCUUUUUCACCGAUAGCGCCGAAUAACUCAAAUUCAAACGAUGUGAGAGCGGCAGAGUCGGAAGACAAACCAAACUUUUCAAUUGACAGCAUUUUGAACUUCAAUGCAGAGAAAACACCGACACAUCCAGCAGAACAUGCAUCUCCUGCGUCUUCUGUUUCGCCGGGACCGAGCCCAGAGAUGGUGAUCAGACCCACGACUAUAGUAGGUGGUAUGAGUACACUAGCCGGUAUGUCGGCGAACUAUGGCUACGCGGCGCCCACGGGUUACGCGUACAACUACGGGAACCAGGCCUUGAGUAGCUGGCCGUCUUGGAUAUAUGCCACGCGGUAUACCAGACCGCCUCUACCAGGCCACAAACCGCUUGGACGCCGACCCCGUAAGCCAGGCGUCGACAGGAAACCAAGACAGGCGUAUUCUUCCAAACAACUCGAGCGCCUUGAAGACGAAUUCAAGAAGGACAAAUACCUGAGUGUGAGCAAGAGACUUGAGUUAUCAAUGGCGCUUAAUCUGACAGAAACACAGAUAAAAACCUGGUUUCAAAAUAGAAGAACAAAGUGGAAAAAACAGAUGACAGCAAGGAUGAAGAUUGCCCAACGCCAAGGACUGUGGGCCAAUCCGUUUUUACCAUCGAUGUACGGCGGCUACCCAGCACCAGCACCGACAGCAGCAUACAGUGGCUACAGUACCUAUCUGCCUGGACCAACCCACGUCCCCAUAGAAUUGGACUCGAGUGCUAAUAACCCGGCAGACCAAUUUAUCUCCAUAACGUGAGGUUAAUUGAAUUAUGAUGUACUGUGGCGGUCCCCUGUGAGGUGCUCAUCACUCCACUUGUUUCCAUCGUGUCUCCCCUGACAUUACUCAAACCACCACUGACUAUUGUAUCCAAUAACAAUUAUACUACACUCG